This is a messenger RNA of Meloidogyne enterolobii, 569 nucleotides long. The record is from the annotation of a GenBank genome assembly. Lineage: Eukaryota; Metazoa; Nematoda; Chromadorea; Rhabditida; Meloidogynidae.
UCUUAAGCAUGACUAAAGUUCAUUAUUGCAAACGUCCAGACAACAAUACAAAAUCGUGCAAGGCGCGUGGUUCUGACUUGCGUGUUCACUUCAAAAACACGCAUGAAACAGCUAGAGCGGUCAAAGGGAUGCCAUUGAAAAGAGCCAUUCGCUUUUUGGAGAAUGUUAAGGAAAAGAAGGAGAUUGUUCCUUUUCGUCACUUCAAUGGUGGUGUUGGACGAAAGGCGCAGGCUAAGGCUUGGGGUACGACUCAGGGACGCUGGCCAAAGAAGUCUGCGGAAUUUCUCUUACAACUCUUGCGAAAUGCUGAAAGCAAUGCUGAGGUUAAAGGACUCGAUGUUGACCAUCUUGUGAUUGACCAUAUUGUGGUGCAGGCUGCGGCCAAAAUGCGAAGGCGCACAUAUAGGGCUCAUGGACGUAUAAACCCUUAUAUGAGCUCGCCUUGCCAUAUUGAAGUGAUUUUAACUGAGAAGAAGGAAAUCGUUUCUAAACCUGCUGGAGCAAUUGUUAAGGUGAAGAAGGAGUCUAAGAAAAAACAGCGACGACAAUUGGCCCGUGGCGAAUACUAA